ACCUGCCAACUCACAGAGACUGUGCCCACAGGUGCCCAUCAGCUUCAAAGACUUGGCUGUGCGGUUCUCUGAAGAGGAGUGGCGGCUUCUGGAGGAGGGGCAGCGGGAGUUCUACCGGGAUGUGAUGCGGGAGAACUAUGAGACACUGGUCUCUGUGGGAACAGCCGAGCUGCUCCCCCUCUCUGCUUUCCUGUCACCCGCAGAACCGAGAGGAAAAGCAGGGGCAGGGAGCUACACUGAGGAGGGGCAGGAGCCUCCUGCACGGGGAAGCCCCCAGGGAGGACAGCCACAGCACAGCCUGCACCUCACUGCCCUGGUGCAGCUGGUGAAGGAGAUUCCAGAAUUCUUGUUCGGGGAAAUCAAGGGCACCGAGGACAGCCCUGAGAGUGGGACAGCCAGCCUGGAUGGGGACAGAGCAAGCCUAGAAGCAGCUGUGGCAGUGGGCACUUAUCCUCUCCAAGGCCUGUUCACCUACCUUCCAGACAGCCCCAUGAGCCAGCCCAGCAUGGCCACCACACCCACCAGCAGCUCAUCCUGUAGUGGUCCACCUGGAGAUGGAGGCCAGGGAAGCCCCUUCCCCAUCAAAACUAUGGACAGACCACAGCCCACAAGGAAGGAAGGCCCAGGAACCACAAAUGCAGAGCUGAACACUCCUGCCAACAGCCCUGGCCAGAGGAAGAGCCACCAAAGACAGGAGAGAAGGACAGGAGUCUCUACCGGGACCAGCCCCUUGCAAGGCCUCAUCAACUGCCUGACAGAAAUCCUGGUGCCUGGGCCCCAGCACUCCGAUGCAGUCCUGGGCUCAGUGCCUCCUCUCCCAAGCCUGGAUACUUUGAGGCAGACCAGAAUGGACUUGGGGCCAGGAAGCCCUCCCUGGCCAGUGAAGACUGAGGCUGCUUCAGGGGACUGUCCCCUCCAGGGUCUGCUGAACUGUCUGAAGGAGAUUCCAGAGACCCAGGACAGGCAUCCCAGCCCCUCAAGAGCAGGGCAUCCACGGGUGCAGGAGGAUCCAGGGCCCUUGAAGAAGAAUUCUGGAGGGUCCGGACGCCUCCAGACCCUGCCUCACCCAUCUGGUCCUGGAGCUGGUGGCACACUCACCGUGGUGAAGGUGGAGGACAGCUGGACCCAGAGCCCUCCAGUGCCUACAUCCUGCCAGCUCAGCAGGCAGGGGCACUCUGCCACCAGAGACACCAGAGGGGUCCAUGUGCCAGGCUGGGGCCCUGAAGCUCAAGCCUGCAGGCCGUCGCGCUCACCCCUGAAAGCCCUGGAGGCUUGUCUGAAGGGCAUUCCCACAAGUGCAUUGUCACCUCCCCAGCUACCAGCCACCUCUUGGUCUCAGACCCCCCACCCUGGAGAUGCUGGGUCUCAGAGGCCUGAGCCUCAGCCCCAAGGAUCACACAGUGAAGAUGCCACCAGGGAGCCACUUGUACCUCUGGGUCCCAGCCAAUCCUCAGCUCCCCGAGGGACCCCCACCAGCUUCUCCUCAGCCAGCAGUACUGAUGGGGUCAUGGACUUUGGAAGCCCUGGAGGGAACCAGCAUCCUGGCAAAGGGUGCCCACCAGGGAGCUCCCCACUCCAGGGCCUGGAGAACUGCCUCAGGGAGAUCCCCAUGCCCAGGCUGCAGCCUGCCCAGCCCUGCUUCUCUGCAGAAGACAGGGGGCUGAGGAGAGCAGAGUCCAGGAACUGGAUGGCAUACAAGGAAGGAUUGAGAAGUGAGGCCUGUGAACCAUUCCACCUUGGACAGGGUGGAAGAGAGGUGCCCAACCAGAGCCCCCGCCUAGCCAGCCCACAGGCCAUUCCUUCCAGCUGUGUCCCUGCCUGCUACCAGCAAGGGCUCAAAGACCAGGGAGCCACUAGGCCAGGACUGUGGAGGUGGCCGCAAGAUGGGCUGGUCUCCAGGCCCUCCCCACUGCACUGCCUGGAGAGCUCUCUGCAGGGGAUCCUGCCUGCCAGGCCCUUGCGGUUCACCUGCCUGGCUGGCCCCAGCCCCGGCCCAGAGCCCAGCUCCAGCUCCAGCCUCUGCAGCUCUGAUGGAGAGGACACAAGGCCAGAGCCCGAGCUCUGGCAGCCACCCCUCCAGGAGAGAGGCUACCUUCCCAGCUAUAAGCAUCUGGCCCCUCUGGCCUCUGGCCCCAGUGGAUCCCCCACAGGCAUCAGUGACAUCAGCCCUGGGGACAACCCUGAGAGAACAGAGCCCCAGUACUGCAGCAGCCUCAGGGCAGCAGGAAAAGCAGAAGAGAUGGGAGGCAGCUCCCUGUCACUCAGGAGAGAAGUGGGCGCAGAGAGUGCCUGUCAGCCUGGCCUUCUCAGCAGUGCCACAGCUGGAGGAACAGAGGCAGCUGCACCCCGCUGGCCUACCCCUCCACCAGAGAAGAGGCCUGGGCCAAGGGCUAGUGAGGACACCAGGGACCUGGACCCUGGAUACAGAAGACCUAAUGUUUCAGCCAGGACCCAAGGGAGACUGCUCCCUGGGGACCCACCUGAGCCACCUAGCAAUUCUCCAGCAGCCAUCUCACCUGCCUGGCUGGCCACCUCCCCCCGUCCACCAUGCCCCUGUGGGAGGCCCCUACAGCAGGAGCUGCACAGCCUCAGUGCUGCCCUCACAGAGAAGCUGGACCAGCUCGCCACAGCCCUAGCAGGCCUGACUCAGGAAGUGGCCACCAUGAGGACGCAGGUAGACCAGCUGAGGAGGCGCCCACGAGAGCCUGGGCCAAAGGGCCCACCUUCUUGGCUGUGGUCCCUUCCCAGGGGACCUCGCUGGGCCCACAGCCCUGGUCACAAACACCUGCCCUACUGGAGACAGAAGGGCCCCACCAGGCCUAAACCAAAGAUCCUGCGGGCUCAGGCAGAUGGCUGCAGGCCUGGUGACCCCCAAGGACUUUCCAGAGCAAGGGUCCCCCCGGUGCCUCAGGUGCCUACAGAUGCUGUCCUGACAGAACCUUCCAGGCCCAGCUGCAGCCCAUCACAGCAUCCCCCCUUGGGACCCAGCUACCCUGCCAUGCAGACUGAACACACCCUCCUCGGACACACUGGGCACCACCAGGGCCUGCUGCCCUCUUUCAUGUCUGCUGCCUUACCCUCACCUCAGGCCUCUCCUGCAGCCAGCACAGACCCAGAGCCACUUGUUGCAGGGGAUGCUUGGGUCAGAUUCCCAGCCCGGCCUAAGGAGCUGAGGGGAGCCCUCCAGGAGGAACUCUGGGGUGGUGAGCACAGGGACCCAAGGUGGGGGGCCCAUUAACUGGACUCUGCAUCAGGUCAGCCUCACUGAGCAUGCAGAGAAUGGUAGAGGGUACCCCCCAGGGUAGAGGAUGCUCUGCCCUGUUAGGCCUUCCCAUUGCUAAAAUGGACCCCAGUGGUAUCUGCUCCGGAGGCCACCAUGGGGUGCAUUCAUUGACCACACUUCGGGUUUUCUUGGCUCAGGUCAAAUCAGAUGUUGCUCCUUCCUCUUGUCCACACCAGACCCACCCAGGCACACUUGUGUAUGGCAUGUGUGCACACUAUUCAUGCACAGAGCGAGCUUCAGGGUGGGCCCUCUGGCUGCCCCUCCAGACCACUCACUCUUCCUGAGCUCCACUCUGCCUUCCCGGAGUGAAUGCCUGCCCCAGUCACAUUUCAGGAGAACUCUGCCCACAGACAAACUGGGUUUACUCACAUGGAUUCUAAAAUUAAAGACAUUAGCUGCUAAGGAAAGGCCUUGGUUCCUAUAGAAGGUUUGUUUUGUGGGGACUGCAUGGGUUCAUGGCUGAUGGACUAUGCCCCCAGCACACCUAAGGUGAAGUCACAGUGUGCACUAAGACUGGGGCAGGUCCCACAUGGGACCCUGGCAAAGGGCUGUAUGCCAGGUACCAUGGACUGGGCCACUGGCACCAGAAGCCCAAAAUCAAGGUGCUGCCAGGGUUGGUUCUUCCACAGGCUAUGGAGGCUGGCUGUCUGUCCCAGUCCUCUCUGGGGCCAUGGGUGGCUUUGUCCAUGUUCCCACAGGUCUGCACAUGUCUCUCAGGACCCCCUUUGUGUCACAACAUGGUUGUAUUAUCUAAGGAGCUGCCUCAUUGACUUGUUUAACUUGAUUACCUCUAAUGACCCUCUCUUCAAGGAGGUUGAGGGGGAAUGCUCAUCUUAUAAUGCAUUAGGGGGCUGGGCUGUCAUCUUAGGUUUGUCCAGAGGUAACUGUGUGACCAGAUGUUUGAGAACCUGCUUCUGUCUGUUGACUGGAAGGGACCUGUGUCACCCCAACAGCUGACGCCUGGAGCUGGCUGCCUGUGUUCACUUGUCUCUCCUUCCCCAGAGCCUGAAUGCAACCUGAAGUUCUUGUUUAAUCCGGGACACUGGAAAUUGUGCCUAUACGCAUGGCACCUGGGAAGGCCUGGCUGCUGGAGGCUGCACAGGAAGCUCUGCUGUCUGAGCCCCGGGGACCUGGAGUGCCCAUGCAGAAGCCCCAGGUGACAUGGGUCUGUGCCCAUGGUGACCACAAGCAACUCCUCAUGGCUGACUGCACAUCUUUAAUAGCAGUGUUGCUGGAAACAUGUGCACCUAGGUGUCCCUUGUGAGGAAGGGCACAUGGCCCUAUUUGGGGCCUGGGGGUCAGAGCCCUGCUCCUGGCUGCCUGAUGGGUGAAAGCAGUAGAGGGGAGAAGGGUGCACCUUCAGGACUAGAGAAAAUCUUGAGAAGUUAAUGCUCAUAAGAUCACAUGAGCAGGAAGUUGGUGGAAACAAGUGGCUGCUUCCCUCAGCCACACAGACAGCAAAGAACAGGACACGCCACAGCUCCCCACUCUUGAGGAGCUCAGCAACCACCUUACCUUUUCCAAAUCAGCCGGAGACAGCUUAUGUUGUAAAAGCAGGGUGAGGGAGAGAGGAAGAGAGGUACCUGGGGAAGAGGAUGAAGCAACCCCCAGGAGGAGAGGGUUCUAUCCUUGGCCUCCUGCCACCGUCUGCCCUCCCUGCUAAGAAGAGGUGUUGGGCCCAGCAUUAUGUCUAUGUGGCACAGCAAAGUAACUUUGCUCUGUGGCCAGCACACAGCCAUUUGGCACACGCCUCUGAGCAGAGGUUGGGAGUCUACCUAACACAGCUGGACAUGGCCCUUCAUCCUCUGGCACAGCUACCUCCUCCUGUGCCUCAUGUGACAGGUGAGAGUCAGGACUGAGCCCAGUUUAGGCAGUGCAGAACCAGGCAGGCCUUAAACUAUGUUCAGUAGAAGUUCAUGACUCUGGAAUGUGAAUAAAAUGUAUGCCAAAAAGCUCUGUGAUGUGAGCAGGAUGUAGAUCUCCAGGUCCUAUGGCUGCCACAGCUGUUCACUGAGAAGCCUUACAGAAACUUUGGUGUGAAAUCUAUAUGCAGUUUAGGUCCUUGGUACCAUGUCCAGCUCCACCUCCUAUCCAGGAGAGGCCUGGAGAGGAAAUGUGGCCACUCAAUGGGAGCAACUGGAGGACCUUUAUGAACUCUGGAGUUCCAGGAGCAUGGGGAGGGUGGGGGACAGAGAAGGCUCCAGGUCUGCCAGCCUCCAUCCUGGGAAGUGCCCAAAGGACAGGCUGCUACUGGCUGACCUGGGUGUAGACCUUCCCUCCUCUUCACCCAGCUCACAUUGGGGCUCCACUGCCAGACCAAGUCCUGGUCCCCCAUGAAGCAGCAAAGCGGGAAGGUCCUGCUUCAGCUGUGAGUGGGCUCCCCAAGUUCCACUGUCAGCAGGCUACUCUGAGGACUCUGAUGGAGGCUGGAAUAGAGAAGAACAGGGACCGCAGUUCACUUCCUGCGACUCCCUGUGAUUCAGUGUUCCCUCAUGAAGGGUCUUGGUUCACUGGAAAGCCAGUGCAAGAACCCAUUUUAGAGGGAAAAAGCUGGCAGAAGAAAGAGCUCAGUUCUAGCACCUCUGAACCAUCUGCAGGAAAGGGGAGGAAAUUACAAAUCAAAGAUAUAACUGGCUGCGGAAAAGGGCUGAGAGGAAAACUGAGAAGCCACAAAGCACCACCCCCAUCUCAGCUCUAAGGACCACUUGCUUCAAAGACACUCGCUGUCUUGUGAAUGAAGUCAUCCUGUGUAUGUCAUCAGGUGUGAGACACAUAUGUACCUUAGUAUUGCCAGGUGCCUCUUCCUGGAGUGGAGCCUGACCUUCAGCUACCUUGCUGAGAGGUGAGGACAGGAGAGUAUACCUCAGAUCCUCCCCACUGGCCACAGAGUCAAGCCUAUACCUGGGCCUCACAUGCAGAGCCUCCCACCUGCUGUCCACCACUUGGUCCAACAGCCUGAUGGUUCACUGGGUUCUUCCGCAGAGCUGGGGCUCUGGCCAGCCUGAACUGCCCCAGACUCCUCCUACAUCCUUGAGACCAUCUCCCUUUGCUGUUUUCCUGGCAGAAAUAUUCUCCCUCCAAUAUCCAGUUGCAUUUGUCAAAGCCCAACAUGGUUCCCAACUCCACCUCACAGUCAGAAGUAUUAACAGCAACAAUGAUGGCUCAUGUUUAUUAACCACUCACUAUGUCUAGGAAAAGGUGGGAAGGAUCUUGAAGGUGUUGACUCCUCACAGCAAUCUUAGGUAAAAUUUACUACAUCCACUUAACAGGUUCAGAACCUGAGCAUCUGAGCAGUUCAGCAACUUGUCCCAAGUUGCACAUCCAGGAAUAGGACACAGGUUAAAACCCAGGUCUGAUACCAGGCGUGAUGUCUCCUGUAAUCCCAAUAUUCAAGAGGCUAAGGCAGAAGGAUCGCCUGGGCUGCACAGUGAGUUCAAGGCCCACAUACACAGAGAGAUCCUAUCUCAAAAACAAAAACAACACCUUGGAUCUGACCCGAAGUCCCUUAUUCUCAGCUGCUUCCUGCUGCCAUGGUUAGCUUAGCCUUCUCUGAGUUUCCACACCCUAUGGUGUUUCAAUAUAUAAUUCUAAUUACUGGACAACCAAUGCACUGUGUAACUGAGGCACAGUAUUUAGUUUAGGCACCUUUGCACGGUUUGGUAUUUGGCUAACAGUGAGCAACUCCAUGCCCAUGGCUUGCUUACUAGUUUGAAAUCCCAGAAAUAGGCUCACCAAGUUAUAUACAGGUUAGGGAUCUAGAUAGAGAAAGUCAAAUUGCUGUCCCAAAUAAUUUUCCCAUUAAUUAUACAGUUAUAUUCUACAAAUUAUGUCAAAUGAUAGAAUUGAUCAUUUUUUUCCUUCAAACCUAC
This is a messenger RNA of Fukomys damarensis (Damara mole-rat), 7152 nucleotides long. It is a transcript of the gene Krabd3, whose product is annotated as KRAB-A domain containing 1. The record is from RefSeq and is a predicted model, not a curated record. The transcript is spliced from 17 exons. Lineage: Eukaryota; Metazoa; Chordata; Mammalia; Rodentia; Bathyergidae. The coding region runs from base 125 to 3238 and encodes 1037 amino acids.